Sclerotinia sclerotiorum 1980 UF-70 is the source of this 708-nucleotide messenger RNA. RefSeq lists its product with no specific name. The transcript has 7 exons. The coding region runs from base 1 to 708 and encodes 235 amino acids. The record is from RefSeq and is a predicted model, not a curated record. Lineage: Eukaryota; Fungi; Ascomycota; Leotiomycetes; Helotiales; Sclerotiniaceae.
AUGCGACCAUCACUAAGUGUUCAAGUAGUUCCUCCCGCCUCAAAGGCACUAGUUAUACUAGGGAAUGCUCAAGCCAUAUGGCCUGCUCUCCAGAACAAUCAAGGAAUUAUACAAACAGUGGUUGCAAACCAGGGAGAUAUUGGGGGGUGGUAUUUCAUUGGAUUGGAGUUUUGCUGCACACCUGAAGAUUGGCAGGCUAAUAAGGCUCAGCAAGUAUAUCCUGGAGAUCGCAUUACCACCCAAUACGAAUUGACGAAUACAGAUAACGGGGUAUAUAAUGUUACAUGGAAUGUUGAACGAGGCCAAGCUGGUAUACAAGCUCGCGAAAUGAAUUUUUCUGCAGGAUCUAUGUUCAAUCCCCAGGAACAUCCGACUCCUGCUGGUCAAGGCUCUUUCAAUAAAGCACUUUUUGCAAUUGAAACACGAAAAGGGAGUAUCUGGGAUUUUGGCCCAGUUCAGUGGGAUCAAAUUAUUAUACAAGCUGAUACAAUUAGAAGUGAUUGGUGUUUUAGACCUACAAACAACACCAACUUCAAGCACUAUCUCGACAUUCCCAUUAUUUCUAUCUCUGACUCCCAAGUAAUUUGCAAGUACUCCUCUCUAAUCCUCGGAGAUACGACACCACCCACAUCAUCUCCGUUCCUCGCAGCAACCUCUCACAUCGACUCUGGUCUUACACCCAAGCUCGUAUUUUUACCACUGCCAUAA